Messenger RNA from Komagataella phaffii GS115, 453 nucleotides. Its product is annotated as Mitochondrial inner membrane protein. The record is from RefSeq and is a predicted model, not a curated record. The transcript has a single exon. Gene Ontology annotation, biological process: mitochondrial respiratory chain complex IV assembly. Bases 1 to 453 code for a protein of 150 amino acids. NCBI's taxonomy places the organism in Eukaryota, Fungi, Ascomycota, Pichiomycetes, Pichiales, Pichiaceae. Gene Ontology annotation, cellular component: mitochondrion; mitochondrial inner membrane.
AUGGCUUGGUGGCCAUUUUCCAACGAAAAAAACUCACAGGAGAAACAACAGAAGGAACCAGUGCCUGAACCACGCUAUCUAGACGAACUUCCUCCCAAAUUUGAUGAUUCUAAGCAGGCUGUACCCAUCCCCUCUACCUCACCUUUGAAGCAAGCAGUGAAUAAGAUCAGUAUUAAAGAUUUCUCGCCCGCCAACCUUAUCAGCAUACCAUGCUUCCGUGAGGCUGGAUUGUCAGGAUUUACAGUAAUGGCAGUCUUCGGAUCCAUCACCUUCUUGUACCACAAAAAUAUUCAAAAGACGGCCAAUUGGGCCUUUGGUGGGUUCCUCUUGGGCAGCAUAUUUGGAUGGGAACAAUGUAAUAGUAUACGGCGCAAGAGUAUGAUGACUGCUCAAAUCGCCAAGGAAAGUUUGGAACAAAGAAAACAGCAGGAGCUCAGAAACAAGGUCAAAUAA